AGGAAAGUCAGACAUUAUAGAGACAGAGGGACAAGGCACUGUUACCCUAACAGACUCCCUCUCUAAACCCUCUGCCAAUACCCCGGGAGCUUGAGAUUUGGCGUGCAUAUUUUGAUUAUCUUCAGUUCAUGACUUGUGGCGGAAAAGAUGGCUCUUGUUUUUGCUGAAGAGUUUGCUUAUUGCUCCUUCCGUUAGUUGUUUUUAGGUGUUUUGUUAAACUUACAGGAGACUUUACAGUUCAUUACUGAGUGACUCUUUAAGCCGUGUCUUCCAACGGACUAACGUCGCUCCUUCUUUGGACUGUCUCGAUCUGCCUUCACCAAUGCUGACCGAACCGUGUGGAGCCAUGUCGAUGGGGUCAGAUGUUCGAGAUCUGACCCUCUUACCUCCAGUGCCCCCUGUGUCGUCCUUACCAGGCGCUGGGGGUGGCUGUGGGAUGUCCGUUGGUGGUGGCCAGUGGACCCAGCUGCUGGACCUCCACCCUGGCUCUCCCUACAGCUCCCUGCCCUCCCACCACUCCCUCAUCAAGCAGGAACCCGGUUGGGGCGCCACAGAUCCAAUAGAGGACCCUCACUGUGGACUCGGGGCCUUCACAGUGCACUUCUCGGGCCAGUUUACAGGCUCGGGCCCCUGUCGAGUUGGGGCCUUCGGAGAGCCAACUGCAGGUCAACCCCUGAUGUUUCCCAAUGGAACCUACCUGCCUGGCUGUAUGGACAGUCCUCCUGCACCCAGGAACCAGGGCUAUGGAGCAGUGGGUUUAGAGAGCAACCCCAGUUAUGGUCACACUCCGUCUCACCACACCCCUCAGCUCUCCAGUCUGUCCUUCAAACACGAGGACACUCUGUCACCGCCAAACAACAUAGUUGACCAGUACCCUGCUCCUCCUCCCAUGUUUGGUUGCCACAAUCCAUCUGAAUCCUGUCCAAGCAGCCAAGCUCUGCUGCUGAGAAACUACAACAGUGAUAACCUGUACCAAAUGGCAUCUCAGCUCGAUUGUGUAACAUGGAACCAAAUGAACAACCUGGCAUCUUCCAUGAAAAGUGGCCAUCCACCCAGCUAUGACAGUGAUCCCACAGCCCCUCCUCCACCCAUGCUCGUCAGUGCCCAGUACCACAUACACACACACGGUGUCUUCAGAGGACUUCAGGAUGUUCGACGCGUAGCUGGUAUUGGUCCACCAGUUGUGAGGUCAUCAUCAGAGGCCAACGAAAAGCGUCCAUUUGUAUGUGCUUAUCCUGGUUGCAGCAAGAGAUACUUCAAACUGUCACAUCUGCAGAUGCAUGGCCGCAAACAUACAGGAGAGAAGCCUUACCAGUGUGAUUUCACAGACUGCGGCCGCAGAUUCUCUCGCUCGGACCAGUUAAAGAGGCACCAGCGCAGACACACAGGAGUGAAGCCCUUUCAGUGCGAGACCUGUCAGAGAAAGUUUUCACGGUCAGAUCAUCUUAAGACACACACUCGGACUCAUACAGGUAAAACAAGUGAGAAGCCGUUUACCUGCCGCUGGUCCAACUGUCAGAAGAAGUUUGCUCGCUCUGACGAGCUGGUGCGCCACCACAGCAUGCACCAGAGGAACCUGACCAAGCUGCAGCCUGCCAUCUGAGCAGCGAGAGGAGGAGGAGGACGAAGAGGAAGGUGACAUUAUGUCGUGCCAGCGAGUGGAGGAGGACGCUGGAGCCUGGUCAGCGGUUAUGGUGCCUUGCCAGACUCGCUGAAGUGGUGAGUCCAGCUGAUGCCUCCCUCUGCCAGACGACGUCAAGAGACUCUGAUGAACCCCCGAUCUUCAUGAUGCACCUCAACUAGAACUAGUUCUGGUGAUUUUACUUAAAAACUCAGACUGAGAGGGUACAAUACCACAGUGAUCCUGAGCCAAGAAGAAAAUUGUUUUUAUGUGAGAUGAGGAAAAUGUUGAUACACUCUUUUGGAUAUUUUAGUACACUUGCACUGGCUUCUUUUUUAUUGUUAAAAUGGUGUCACCUUGAAAAUGUGCAGGACAAUUUAAACUGGAUUUAGGAAAUAGACAAUGUGUCUCUUUUUGUCUAUUAAGUUGAGGUUUUUUGCUUUGGGGAAUGUGAACAUCCUUAUAUUCUUACAGUAUAUAUAUAGUCUCUAAAUUGCUUUGUAUAUAUGUGGUGUAUUUGCUUAUCUUUAUGAUGUUCCUUUUGUAUUUGUUAUGUCUUUUCUAAGUUUAUAAAAUGUUGAUUCAC
Molecule: messenger RNA, 2207 nt
Organism: Cyclopterus lumpus (lumpfish)
Lineage: Eukaryota; Metazoa; Chordata; Actinopteri; Perciformes; Cyclopteridae
Gene: wt1b
Product: WT1 transcription factor b
Exons: 9
Coding region: 323-1603 (426 amino acids)
Biological process (GO): regulation of transcription by RNA polymerase II
Cellular component (GO): nucleus
Molecular function (GO): RNA polymerase II cis-regulatory region sequence-specific DNA binding; DNA-binding transcription factor activity, RNA polymerase II-specific
Source: RefSeq, a predicted model, not a curated record